Acytostelium subglobosum LB1 is the source of this 999-nucleotide messenger RNA. RefSeq lists its product as hypothetical. The coding region runs from base 1 to 999 and encodes 332 amino acids. Lineage: Eukaryota; Evosea; Eumycetozoa; Acytosteliales; Acytosteliaceae. The transcript is spliced from 5 exons. The record is from RefSeq and is a predicted model, not a curated record.
AUGAGUAGAGUGUUUUAUUUAUCCUUAUUAUUGUUGGUAAUUUCCAACUAUAAUACAUCAGCAUCAUGUAUCGCUAAUGCAGUUUGUGCAAACAAGGAUGAACAAUGUGGAUCAAAUAAUGGAACAAUAGUGACAUGUAAUUAUGGAUACUAUUGUAAUCCAGAGUCAAAUACAUGUGAAGAUGCAAUCCAAGAUGGCGAUAAAUGUGUCACUUCUGCAUCAUGUUUGAAUUCAUACUGUACAUGUCUUGAAGACGACUCUGGUGAGACCAGAUGCACUCCAAUCAACUAUGUAGGAUUGAAUGAACCAUGUAAUAGCACUAUACAAUGUACUACACCAUUGAUGUGUAAGGGACAUUAUUGUACAGUGGAGGGUGCCUGCACAGACUUGCCAAAAGCCAAUGAGAACUGUACCAUCGAUGUCGGUUGUGGCAAUGGAUUAACAUGUGGCAAGAAAGGCAUGUCCAUGCACUAUGGCGAGUGCAUUGAGGCACAUUCCAAGUCACAAGGAUCACCAUGUUACACUGAUUCCGAGUGUGACAUCGAAGAUCGUCUUUACUGUUUGUCACAGUAUUGCACUUAUGCCGAGCCGAGCAAAACAACCAACUGCACUGUGGAUGGAUGUGAUGACUUGGUGGAACAAUGUUCAUGUGAUAGUGGAGCAUGUUAUACUAAGGUGGCAUUCAAUCGAGAAUGCAAGAUACUCUCGGAUCAGAUGAGUCAGUGUGCAUGGAGUUCCAAAUGUCCAAGAGUGAGCAACACUAGAUACAAGGCCUGUAUCAACAUGCAAUGUGGUCUAUACAAGUCGUGCUACAUUGAGAAGUGCAUGCCAACUAUCGCCAACACAACAUGUACCAACAGUAUCUAUGAUGGAUCAUGUGAUCGUCUAGACAAGCUGCUCGAGGGACAGAACCCAAGUCGCAAGAACAAGAACUCCUCUUCAAGAUUGAUGAUGUCCAGUGGUGGUGUCGUCAUUGCCUUACUAUUACUAUUACUUUAA